AUGUCGUUGCUCAGCAGCAAUGUGGUGAACUAUCUCGGUACCUUUCCCCACAGCCGCACACGCAUCCACCAUGCGCCAUGCCACGCUUCUCUAACCCUGCGCGCAGUUUGGCGAUACCUCCAGGAAGCCGGCUUCGGCAACGCCGCCCUGCAGCUGUCACGAUGCUGGAUCCGCGACCCCGAAACUCUGCCUUUUGCGCGGAACGUGGAACCGCACACGCUCAUCCGGAUCCUCCAGGAUGGCAUGUGCUUUGACGAUCUGCAGGCAGAGGCGACAAAUACUGAGCCGCGAUACCGAUUCGGUCCAAACCAUGGACAGCCAUACUCGGCGCGCAACGGCGCACAUCUGACCCUCGACAAGGGCAUUCCCGCCCACGAGCUGGCGUCCGAGGCCAACGGCGCCGUGCAAGAACCGCCGCCCAAGAAGGGCGUGAAGCGCAAGAAGGCCAAGCAGCCCAAUGGCAUCGAGCAGCGGCCAGAGCCCGAGACCAACGGCGAGGCAAUGGAGGUUGAGCAGAAUGGCGUCAAUCACGCGACAAACAGCGUUCGCGCCGAGUCUGAAGCGCCAAUCUCAGAAGCCGAGUCGCCAACAGUUGCUGACAUCCCUAUUUCGACCCUCAGCAUUGGCCAGGACGCCGAGAUCCAGACAGAAGUUGUCGCCGACCUCGCGCAAGGAACCAUCUUCAUCCCCCAAUCUAAAGAGCUCGCCAAGGUUGUUCAACACACGUCAUGGGGACCCCCCGGUGCGCCAGUCCUACUUGCAGCUGGCAAAUCAGUGCUUCAGAUACAUUUCGUGACCAAAGAUGCCGUGCAUGAGAGCAGUUCGCCUGUCAGAACAGGGGAUGUAUUCUUACCCGUCGACAACUUCGCCAUCACGGCCUUGUGCUGGCAAUCGCCCGCCGAAAUUACCGUGUCCGCGCGCGAAGAGUGUUCGAACGAAAUAGGCGAAAAGAUGCUGGUCGACAAGCUUAUUAAGCUCAUUGAUGGCGGCUCAAACUCACACGUCAUAUCGUCUACUGCUGGCCUGGUCAACACUCUGCGCUGGAAUCCCGACAAAGAGCUAUUGCUAUCCAUCUCAACCGACGGUGAAAAGGGCUCCAUCAAAGUGUGGAAGAAUGACAGCGACUCGAUACCUACCUGGACAGAGUUCACCGAUACGGUCAUUUUCGACGCGCUGUGGAUAAGCGAAACAGCAUUCGUCGUCUGUGGCAUCGAGCUCUUCAAAAUAUACGAGGUUGGCGACACAUUGACCACCCAACGCACUCUCGACACACAUGUGACAUGGGAAAAUGUCAAGUUCGACCCCUCGUCAGGAAUUGUAGCUGCUCUUGGUGUCGAUGGGCAGGCAACCUACCUUGGCAUCCUACACCCCAACGACUCGAUCAACCUACAGACGCAUGACUACCCCGAUCAAUAUCCCACCGAUCUUGAUUUCCGCGUGCGUACCACGGCAAACACCCUCACGAAUGGAUCUUCCGUCCCAUCCACCCUUCUAGCGACCUGCUCUAUGUCAGGCGCCGUCCGCAUAUGGGAUGCCAACGAACCAUUCAAAUCUGUCAAACGGAUGCCCACAACCGAUGACACGCAGGCACUCAAAAUUGCCUUUUCUCCCAAUGGCUCCUUGCUAGCAGCUGCUGGGCCAGAUGCAGUUACUGUGUGGGACGUUGAACGGAGGGAUGUACCCGUAGCUUGCUGGCGCGCCAAAGACUGGACCGCUGAUAAGUGGGAUCCCAGUGUUAAUGGCGAGUUUAGUCUUGGGUGGGACCCUGAUAGCUCCAGGUUGUCGAUUGCUCUCGGAAAUCAGAUCGCUGUCAUCACCAUCGCUAGGUAG
Messenger RNA from Parastagonospora nodorum SN15, 1830 nucleotides. RefSeq lists its product as hypothetical. The coding region runs from base 1 to 1830 and encodes 609 amino acids. Gene Ontology annotation, biological process: regulation of transcription by RNA polymerase II. Lineage: Eukaryota; Fungi; Ascomycota; Dothideomycetes; Pleosporales; Phaeosphaeriaceae. The record is from RefSeq and is a predicted model, not a curated record. Gene Ontology annotation, cellular component: Set3 complex. Gene Ontology annotation, molecular function: transcription corepressor activity; protein binding. The transcript is spliced from 3 exons.